AUGGCGAGUGAUGGUGAGGAUGCCGUUAGCAGUGGGGUCGGUAGUAAAGGCGGGAGAGUGAGGAGUGUCUCUGGCGGUGAACGGAGUCGGGCCUUGCUAUAUGAGCUAUGCGAGGCUGUACCUUUGUGUGCCAUCACACAGCUUGAAGCGGACAUUCCUGCCACAUCUUGCAGAGUGGCUACCGCCUACGGCGAUGUGUUGCCCUCUUUGCUGGCCGCUGUGGCUAAUAUCAGCUCUGGAUCGAGAACACGCCCUCUGCGCCCGCAUGAGCUCGAGUACCUCGUCACCCAACAUACCCCGGCGGGGCGCGCAGAGGCGGCCCUCGCUGUUCAUCCUACCUCUACAUACAUCUCGCCCGACCUCUCCCAGCUCGAAAAAGAUAUCCACAUCCACAUCAAGGGGAUCAGCUUCCUCAACUGGACGCGAGAGAGUGGUUGCAACUCCCUUCCAGCCACGCUCGCCGUCGUCGAGGUUUUGAAAGGACGCAUCAGCAUUGCUGAUCUAGUGGCGACGCUGGUAGCCGCGAAUACGGUAGAGGAGCACCACACGUUCAUUCGCACGCUGGUGGCCGCCAUCCCCAACUGCCCGACCAAUCUCCGCGUUGGAAUCCCCCCAUCCACCAUCAUCCUUGAGGCUGUCAAGUCGGUCCUGCCAGAGGCGCAAGUCUCGGUCCCAUUCGCUCACGUCGUGCGGGCCGCCUGUCUCGCCUCGGACCGGCCAGUCGAAGAGCUCUUCAAUCUUUGUGCUGCCGAGCGGAAGGGGCGGAAGGUCAGUUGGACAGGCUGGGACUCGGACUCUACAACUCUGCGCCCUGGUCCGGGCUAUGUAUGGCGCGAAGCGCCUGUGCGUAUCAAGUCGAUGAUGGUAGAGUUGUUGAGGGUGGAGAGGGUGGUCCACGCGCUGCUCGAGGGUCUUAGGCCGCCGGAAACAGCCGUCGCCUUUCGGGAAUUCUUCACCGACCCGGCUGAGCGCGCUGUCAACAUCAACAAACGGCUCCUCGGAUGGUCCAGGCCCGAGUCGGAGCACAACGUUGAUCUCGGUGUCGACUGCGCCGUUUACGAGGCAGCACAGAUCCGGGACAUCCCUCCGCUCGGGCGCGAUGCCAGAUACGAACGGAUCGCCCAAUUCUCGCUUCUCGUCAAGGACAAGCCCGCCACCGCCGGUCCGUUUGCCCUUGCCGAGGAUGCAGGCUUCGCACUGGAAGUUCUCGACGACGGACGAAGCCUACAAGACGAACUAUAUAGCAGAAGACAAGUGUUUACUGAAGGCAACUAA
This is a messenger RNA of Dioszegia hungarica, 1275 nucleotides long. RefSeq lists its product as uncharacterized. Lineage: Eukaryota; Fungi; Basidiomycota; Tremellomycetes; Tremellales; Bulleribasidiaceae. The transcript has 8 exons. The record is from RefSeq and is a predicted model, not a curated record. The coding region runs from base 1 to 1275 and encodes 424 amino acids.